Suncus etruscus (white-toothed pygmy shrew) is the source of this 585-nucleotide messenger RNA. RefSeq names its product kallistatin-like. Gene Ontology annotation, molecular function: serine-type endopeptidase inhibitor activity. The transcript has 3 exons. The record is from RefSeq and is a predicted model, not a curated record. The coding region runs from base 22 to 585 and encodes 187 amino acids. Gene Ontology annotation, biological process: negative regulation of endopeptidase activity. NCBI's taxonomy places the organism in Eukaryota, Metazoa, Chordata, Mammalia, Eulipotyphla, Soricidae.
AAAGACUUCCAUGUUGAUGAGAUGACAACAGUGCAGGUGCCCAUGAUGAGGCGGAUAGGAAUGAAACAGUACCUGAAGGAUAAGCAUGUGCCCUGCUCUGUGCUACAGCUGGAUUAUAAUUAUGAUGCCAAGAUGCUCUUCAUCCUUCCUGACCCUGGCAAAAUGGAGGAAGUGGAAGCCUCCUUGACUCCACAAGUGCUGGAAGAGUGGAAGCACUCUCUAGAGAACAGCAAAGAUUACAAGAUCAUUGAUUUUUACCUGCCCAAGUUCUCCAUCUCGGCCACGUACCAGUUACAGCAGCUCCUGCUUCCCUUGGGGUUCACCGAACUGUUCUCCCCAAGUGCUAAUUUUUCCAACAUCAGCGAGCAGCAGAACAUAAAUGUGUUGCAGGGCUUCCACAAGGCCAUGCUGGAGGUGAAUGAGCGAGGACCUAAGGCCGGUCCACACACUGGCUUCCACGUGUUUCGCAUGUCUUCUCUUCGAUACCCCUCCAUAACUUUCAACCGUCCCUUUGUCACUAUUAUCUACUCAAACAACACUAACGACAUCUUAUUUAUGGGCAAGGUGGUGAACCCCACAAUCUAG